GUCGGCCCUUCUUGGAUCAAUCGUUGUGGGCAGUCUGGUCUGUGAUUGGUACCGUACGGUACCGGGCUGGAUAUCUAGACUAGACUAUCUAUCUUUUGGAAAUUGGAGGAGUGCUUGAUACCAGUCUGUCUCACAAUUCUUUCAACUACGAUCAAGUAAACACAAGUAACCACAACUGAUCAAUACCACCAUGACAUCCACAGCAGCAACUAUCAGUACAUCAGCCAUGUUUGACAUGAGCAAAAUGGAACGCCGCAGCAGCACUGGCUCUUCUCAUUCCGAAGGCGACAACUCCUCUUGGGGAGAAAUUAGCCUGGACGAAGUCUUGGAAGACAACUGCAUGAAGGACCGAUCGUCUCGCACUUACUCCACUUUGGACAAUAGCUCUUGGGGAGAACUUGACUUGGAUAUCUUCAAUGAAGAUGAUGAGGAGGAAGAUGAGCAACCACAACAGCAACCACAACAAGACGAUGAUGACAGUGCCAGACACUCCACUGGUAACAUGCCUCGUCGCACAAAGAAAUCGGCUGCCUUUCGCACCACUCUGUCCAUGGAAGAUAUUUCCUUUGCCAGUGGCAAACUUCCCUUUCAACGACGACGAGCAUUGGAUGACGACAGUAGUGACAGUGAUGAUGACGAUGAUGAUGAAAGUGUCAACGAUAUGACCAAGGGUCUCAAGAACAUGUACAACAAGUACAACCAAAGACCAUCAUCGUCACACUUUGGACAAAAGACUCAUCUCCAAAGAUACAAGACAUACUAGCUUGCUUGCUUGCUUGCUUGCUUGAAUACAUACAUCCAUCUAUCCUCCUUCUGACCUCCAGCAUGAGUACAUUAUCUAUCUUUAAACCUUCUUAGACUUUUUAUUCUUACACACAC
This is a messenger RNA of Seminavis robusta, 879 nucleotides long. Lineage: Eukaryota; Bacillariophyta; Bacillariophyceae; Naviculales; Naviculaceae. The record is from the annotation of a GenBank genome assembly.